GCUUGUGGUCCUCCUCCACUUCUAUCACCUUUUCCUUACAUUCUCUUCAUCUAUAUUACCCCAAGUUCCACCCCUUUCCUCCAACCAUUCUCCACCAUAUCAUUUCCUUGUAACCUUCCUCCAUGGAGGCUAAGGGUUAUGAAGGCAAGCAAACUUUCAAAGAGAAGGUGAACAAGGAGACCGUGGUCGAGGAAGAUGGAGAUGAUGACUUGGAUGAUGAAGAAGGAGGCCGAGCUGAAAUGAUAGGUUUUGCAGAUAAUGGGAGAAAGAAAACAGUUGCUGUUGUCUCAGUGAAAAGAGGGUCCGGUGCAGGUGCUGGUGGGGUGUCAUCACCGCCAUGUUGCCAGGCAGAGAAGUGUGGAGCAGAUUUGACUGAUGCAAAGCGGUACCAUCGCCGUCAUAAGGUGUGUGAGUUUCAUUCAAAGGCACCCGUGGUGAUUGUUGCAGGACAGCGGCAACGGUUUUGUCAGCAAUGCAGCAGUGUAAUUGGACGUAGUAGGUUCCAUGAGCUACCCGAGUUUGAUGAAGCAAAAAGAAGCUGCCGCAGACGCUUGGCCGGACAUAAUGAGCGGCGUCGAAAGGGUUCAGCCGAAUCUAGUGGAGAAGGCUCAAGCCACAAAGGGAUUGGUCAACAGUCAAAGGAAAGUCAGAUUAGGCAAGGUGAUGAUCAAAGGAGCAGAAUUCAAGUCACAGUACCCAGGAAUAAUUUCAGUUACAAGCAUCUCCAGAUAAGAUAAGAUCAAUGCUAUCUGCUCUCUCUCUUCUGUCAGCUUCAUGAGCCCAGCAUAAACUAUAUAUAUAAUAGUUUUCAAGGGAACAGGAGCAGGCUACCAUGAGGCAACGGAUCUUGUAUUAAGAAAUUGUCUACGGCAUAUUAAGAUAGUACAUCUUAGUAUACCUUGGACGUUGUUGCUUUGGUUCUACUUUGUAUUCUUGUUUAUGAGCUUUUAUUCUGCAGACUGUGCUAUGUGGAAUAGGCUUUUGAGAUGGUAUGUUCUAUGCUAACGAUGCUUCAAUCUCUUAACCCCA
This is a messenger RNA of Carya illinoinensis, 1029 nucleotides long. RefSeq names its product squamosa promoter-binding protein 1. Lineage: Eukaryota; Viridiplantae; Streptophyta; Magnoliopsida; Fagales; Juglandaceae. The transcript is spliced from 2 exons. The record is from RefSeq and is a predicted model, not a curated record. Gene Ontology annotation, molecular function: DNA binding. The coding region runs from base 123 to 737 and encodes 204 amino acids. Gene Ontology annotation, cellular component: nucleus.